AUGCCACGCAUUCUGUGGCUGCUGGCCACGUUCGUGGUUCUGAUCCAGGCGGCUCCCCCGUUCCCAUUCGGGGAUGAGGUCAGUCAGGUCUACGAAACAACCGAUACUCUCCCGCUGCCCAACUUGGGCAACAUUGUUGCACACGAUCCCAAUAUAGUCCAGUCCAAUGGCUUCUACUAUCUCUUCAAGGGUGAUCCACAUCUCCCCUUCUUCAAGGCCGCCAAUAUGAGCGGGCCGUGGGAACUGGUUGGCCAUGUCUUCGACAAAGCCAGCAUUAUCCAGCACAAGGGAGCCCGCAAAAGGCCCUGGGCUCCGACGACUAUUGAGCACAAUGGCAUGUUUUACUGCUAUUACACGCUCAGCACACAUGGCUCUCGCGACAGCGCCAUUGGUGUCGCCACGACGACUACCCUGGACGGCAGUGCGUGGACAGACCACGGCGCGGUGAUUGAGACAGACGGGGGCAAGGACUCGGACGUUUACCCAUUCAACAUCACCAAUGCCAUCGACGCAUCUUUCAUCACCGAUCAAGCGACCGAGGAAUCGUACCUGAAUUGGGGCAGCUUCUGGCACGAUAUCUGGCAGUUGCCGCUCUCAGCGGAUCUAUUAUCUAUGAAAAAUCCUAUCGACCCAGACGCGGUGCAAUUGAGUUUUAUCCCGCACAAAAAGUCAAAGCCCGAGGAGGGGUCAUGGAUGAGCUACCACGACCCAUAUUACUACGUGUGGUUUAGCCACGGCAAAUGCUGUCGUUUUCAGAAAGGAUUUCCUGGGCGGGGUGAGGAGUACAGCAUUCGGGUUGGCCGGUCGCGAAAUGUGCGAGGGCCCUUCGUGGAUAAGAACAAUAAUCUCCUCCUUGAUGGUGGAGGCACGGUUGUCUAUGCCUCGAACAAUGGCAAGGUCUAUGCCCCUGGCGGAGUGGGCGUGUUGCCGGGCAUCAACGCCUCCACAUCCGAUAUUCUAUAUUUUCAUUAUCUGAACACCUCAAUUGGCUUCACAGAUCAGGUAUGCAUGCCAAAAACAUGGGACCGGAUGAAUGGGAAUUAA
This is a messenger RNA of Penicillium riverlandense, 1044 nucleotides long. RefSeq lists its product as uncharacterized. The coding region runs from base 1 to 1044 and encodes 347 amino acids. Gene Ontology annotation, biological process: carbohydrate metabolic process. Lineage: Eukaryota; Fungi; Ascomycota; Eurotiomycetes; Eurotiales; Aspergillaceae. The record is from RefSeq and is a predicted model, not a curated record. Gene Ontology annotation, molecular function: arabinan endo-1,5-alpha-L-arabinosidase activity. The transcript has a single exon.